AUGCAAGAACUGCUGAGACAGACUGGGCUGCACGGCUCGCUGCUCCCGGACGGGGAGUGCUUCGACAUGUGGCAUGACUACAUGAACCUGGGCGGACUGCUGAAGAUGCUGAGUGGCAAUCAUGAUCUGGGCUACACAGACAUGGAGGGCUUCGAGACAGAAGCAGCAGCACCGUGGAGCUACUUCAGGGCAUCUUGGGAGGAGGAUUUCAAAAACUACUAUGGGACUAGUUCACCCAGCGGAAGCCUCUUGGGGACUACUUCACCUUUGACAAUGUCGGGGACUACGUCACAGAGCAGCAGCCUGUUAGGGACUAGUUCAGCCUUCACCCUGCCGCAGGCUGCUUCAUCCAGGAGCACCAGCUUCUCCGGGACCACUUCACCCAGGAGCACCACCCUCUGCGGGACUACGUCACCCAGGAGCAGCAGCCUCUCCGGGCCUGCCUCACCCUCCAGCCUCUCGGACAGCAGCUGCAGCGAGGCCUCCUCCUUGUACUGCCCCUUCUGCAGGCACAACGGGGAGACUGCAAAGGUGUACCGGUCACACAACCUGAAGUCAGAGGACGGGAAGGUGAGCUGCCCCAUCCUCUACAACUACACCUGUCCCAUCUGUGAGGCCACCGGGGACAACGCCCACACCCGCAGCUACUGCCCACAGGCCAGGAGGCCAGACGCUGCGGGGAUCCUGCCGUGGCUCAGGCUCAGAGCUCGGAAGGGAAACUGAAAUGACUGAUGAUGCUGAAAGGACUGUAUAUAAUUACUGAGACCUGUUUUGGGCACGUGUUCAUGUUAAACUGUUGCAGGUUCCUGAUGAGAUUCAAGUGAAAUUGUGCACUUUGCAUUAUUAUUAUGUUACUGUCAUUGUGCUCCAGUCAUGCUCUGCUAUGAAUAGCCUAAAUAUGAUUUCAGUCUCAGGUAGAAUGUUUUCAAACCUUGAGACAACUAUGUUGAAAAUUCACAAUUUGGAAAAUUAUUUUUUGUAUGUAUUAUCAAAAAUAAA
This is a messenger RNA of Epinephelus lanceolatus (giant grouper), 999 nucleotides long. RefSeq lists its product as uncharacterized. Gene Ontology annotation, molecular function: zinc ion binding; RNA binding. Lineage: Eukaryota; Metazoa; Chordata; Actinopteri; Perciformes; Serranidae. The record is from RefSeq and is a predicted model, not a curated record.